UGCCGGAACUUCACAGUGUGACACCCGGCGGAUGCAAACAAAGAAGCAUGAGCAGAGUUAGCUUCACUGCUGUGUGGACUGCGCUAUAAAACGGCUGUAUUAUAGUAUGGAUGAGAAAUAUCACAGCGAUACUGUAACGAUGUGUUCAGUUGAGUAUCUGAGAGAGUUGAUCAUCGACAGACUAACUGCUGCUGCUGGAGAAAUAUUCUCAGAGUUUGAAAAAACCAUCGUCCAGUACCAGGAGGAGAUCGAUCGUCAGCGCAGACUGCUGGAUGUCAUCUGGAAACCACAGAUCUCCUUACAACCCAUAGAGCUCCCACAGUCUUAUGUCUGUGAGAAUGAGAAGACUGUUGUUGACCAUCAGCCCCAUGACCAGGAGAGAAACUCCAUGGUGGACCAUGAGGACCCAGAGCCUCUACGGAUUAAAGACCAGCAGGAGAAACUCUGCACCAGUCAGGACCAAUCAAACCCAGAACUUUCUCAAAUUAAAAUGGAAGAGGAAGAAUUGUGCACCAGUGUGGACCAAUUAAACCCAGGGUUACCACAAAUUAAAGUGGAACAGGAUGAACUCUGCUCCAGUCAGGAGGAAGAGUUAAUUGGAUUGAAACAGGAGACUGAUACCUUUGAGGUGACUCCUGCUGAUGAGGAAAGUGACCACAAUGAACCAAAACCAAACAGUGAUCAGCUUCUGUUUCACAUCUCUUGUGUAGCUGAGAGCCCAGAUCAGGAAGGAUGCAAGGAUGUAGACUCAGGAUCAACUAGAUGUAUCGAGCAGAAACCAAGAGAUCAGAGUAACAACAGUCACAGUAAUGAUGUAGACAAUGCUCCAACGUCAGCGAGACAGUGUGAUAAUGACAAGGCAAGAAAAUCUCUACCAUGUGAUGUCUGUGGAAAAGCUUUUAGGUAUCAAUCAAAUUUAAUCCAACAUCACAGAAUCCACACAGGUGAGAAGCCAUAUUCUUGUGGAACCUGUGGAAAAAGCUUUAGUCAUCGGUCCCAUUUGAAUGUCCACAUGAGACGUCACACAGGUGAAAAGCCAUAUUCUUGUGAAACCUGUGGACAAAGCUUUAGUCAACGGCGCCAUUUGACUGACCACAUGAGAUGUCACACAGGUGAGAAGCCAUAUUCUUGUGGAACCUGUAGAAAAAGCUUUAGUCGACGGGAGUAUUUGCCUGCCCACAUGAGAAGUCACACAGGUGAGAAGCCAUAUUCUUGUGGAACCUGUAGAAAAAGCUUUAGUCGACGGGACAAUUUGACUGCCCACAUGAGAUGUCACACAGGUGAGAAGCCAUAUUCUUGUGGAACCUGUAGAAAAAGCUUUAGUCGACGGGACUAUUUGACUGCCCACAUGAAAUGUCACACAGGUGAGAAGCCAUAUGUUUGUAACACUUGUGGAAAAAGAUCUUCUGAUUCAUCAGCACAUAAUAAGCACAUGGCAGUUCACAAAAUGGGAAAGCCAGAUUCUUGUGGAACCUGUGGAAAAAUCUUUAGGCAUCGGUCCUAUUUGACUGCCCACAUGAAAUGUCACACAGGUGUGAAGCCACAUUCUUGUGGAACCUGGAAAAGCUUUAGUCGACGGGACAAUUUGACUGUCCACAUGAAAUGUCACACAGAUGAGAAGCCGUACUCUUGUAAAACCUGCAACAAAAGUUUCAGACAUAAUCAUCAAUUAAAAGCCCACAUGAGAAUCCAUUGUUAGAGGUUAAUAGUAGAUGUUUUAGAUUUAAAGCACCUUUAGUCUGUGCUUCAACAACAAUUGUGAGGAAGUAUGUAAGCAAUCCUUGAUGAUUAGACCAGAUGGAGUCUGGACUGUGGUGGUGGUAGAGCAGGAAGAAGAACCAAACUGAAUGUCUGGAUGGAUAUGGUAUUGGUACAGACUGCUACAUUUCUGCUAUCAUGACAUCCUUCAUCAGCAGAGCAGUGAUUGGAAAUAUUUUGAAGCUGUUUGGAACAUUUUCACAUCCUGCUGAGAGAACAUGGCUGUUCAGGUGUGAACAUACUGCUGGAAUCCACUCAGCUUGAGCUCUGCUGUCUUUCAAGUAAAAGGAGGAAACGAGAUACAGAGACAUUGUGACAGCAGGACACAACAGAGUGUGUCACUGCAGCAGAGGAGAUCUGGACGUGAAAUAAAGUUGUAAUAAAACGUCUACAGCUCCAUGACUGCUUCAUGAAAUGUUUUGAAUGUUUUCAAGCAGAUGAACAUUUACAAGUUGUUUAGUAAUGAAUGUAACAUUGAAGAUCGGCAAGAAUAUCUCUGAGUCAGAUAUCAAAGACAUAACCAAUUUAAUUUCUAUUUUAUUUAUAUAGUGCCAAUUACAGUGAAAUUGUCUCAAGAUGCUUUGAUGAUGUUUGAUGAUGGACCACAGAUUCUCAUCAUCAAACAGUCUUUGUGGCCCAUUCCAUCCGUUGAGGCUUGUGUUUGUUGUUCAGAGGUGGCUUUCUUGCAGUGAUGUGCAGAUGAUACCUCAGUGUGCGUGUCACACAUUCCCCCUGCUGUGUCGACGCUGUAUCACGCUGUAUUGGUAUGUGUAUGGGUUCCAUCUAGUGGUUAAAAAAUGUACUGCAGCAUAUAACUAAAGGCACACUUGUAAUGAGUUUCCAUAACAUUAAACAUUUUUAUUCAGAAAGAAGUUUUUGAAGCAUGUUUGGGCUCAAACGAUUUCUUCUCUUGGAUGCAAUUUCUCCAGCUUUGGAGAAAAUUCGUUCACAAGGAGCUGAUGAGGCUGGAGUAGACAGAUAUUUUUGGGACAGUUUGAAUAAGUGUGGGUAGGUAUUCUUUUGAGAUUUCCAGUAUUCCAGUGGAUCUUCGGUUCUGGGAAUGUUUGCUGAUGAAAGGUAUCUUUGUACUUCUAUCAUGGCAUCAGCCACAACACUUGUACUUGUUCGAGUACGGGCCACCUCCAUGUCCAGCUGUUGCCACAGGUUGUCUGUAAAACAAGACAUGAUUAGCUUCAAAUGUAAAUAUAUCACCCCGAAAACAUUUUGAAUAAAUAAAUACACACCUGACAUAGAAGAUGCUGGCAAAUGAGAUGAGGGGCCAGGCUGAUCUUCCUGUGGUGCCGAAGGUGGCCCAGAAAUUCUCAUCUCUGCAGCACAUUCAGAUUUUAGUUUCUUCACAGCAUCAUUUAUUUUGGUCCCAUUUAAGAAUCCAAGGGCUUUAAAUCGUGGAUCUAAUAAGGUUGCCAGAGACAGAUGACUGGAAGAUUCAUAAUUGUUCAAGGUUUCGGUUACUCUUUUGUCGAGUUCAUGACGCAGUUUUUUUCCAACUGAUGUUUCCAGAGAUGGAGCACAUUUUUGCAUUGUAUGAUGAAGCAUUUUCAUCAUCGGGAUUAUUUUGCUCCCACUCACUCGCUUCUCCUCUGAAAGCUCCACAGUAGCAGCAUUAAAAGGGGCAAGCACAAUCAGGACUUCUGCAAUGAUGUCAUGCUCCUCUCCAGUAAGUGCAGGCAAUGGUGUUUUUAAAGAUGCCAGACUCACCCAAACAGGCUCUUUUUGGCUUGCUAUUCUUGACAGCAUUUGGUAUGUGCUGUUCCAGCGUGUAGGAACUUCAUUUAUGAGUUUCAGAAUUGGUUUUUGCAUUUGUUGCUGCACGUGACUCAGCUUUUCCUUGGCAAGAGUGCUGGAACGAAAAUAGGUGACGAUGUUUUUGGUUUUAUGUCGGAUAUCAGUUAGGUCUGACACUUGAUCGCAAGAUUUUUUAACAAUCAAAUUUAAAGUAUGUGCGAUGCAAGGACUAUGCCCGAUUUUUAAUAGUCUUGCAGACGCGAUCAUAUUUGCCCCGGCAUCAGUUACAAAGCGUGCAACCUUCCCUGUGAUGGCCCAGCUGUCAAUCAGAUCUUGUGUGACCUAAAAAAAUACAGAAAUAAAAAAUAAGUAUAUGACAAGUACAUGACAUCAACAGAUACCAUUAUUAAUAUUUUCAAAAAACCUACCUCAGCAAUAUUCUCUGCUGUGUGGCUCUUGGGAAAAUAUUUAACUCCCAGCACAGUGGUGCACAUUUUAUUUUCAGUGUCAAAGAAGUGGCCAGUCACAGCCAAGUAGGCCUCCAUGUUUACUGAAGUCCACAUAUCUGCUGUAAGGCUGAUUGCAUUGGUGGAGUGUAAUUUUUCCUUAAUGUUCUGGGUUUCUGCUGCAUAUCUCUCAGAAACCAUUUCCUUUAGAGCCUGUAAAGUAGAAGAAAAUCUUCAAACAAUAAUAAUUGAAACUCCUAAUGAUAAGUGCAAUUUCUGACAUAUAGUACCUUUCUUAUUAGCAAACCACCAAUAAUUUCUCUACCAGAGUCUAUUACAGAUCCAGAAUUCCAUUGAAAUAUUGUCAAUAUAAUAUUAUGGAAAUAUAGUACAGUACCUUUCUGGUUGGUAUUGCGUAUGAUGGCUCAAGAGUCUGGAGCAUCUCCCUGAAUCCCUCGUCCUCAACGAUGCUUAAAGGUUGGCAAUCUUUGAUUAUCAUAUUUAUAAUGCAUCGAUUGAGGGCCUGUUUUCUAGAGGCUUGAAGUAAAAAAAAAAAACAGUUUGAUUUAGAAUGUAAUUAGCCUCCAUAAUAAUUAGUGAUAGAUUACAAAAUAAUAAUCCACCAGUAUCCAUUCCUGGUGUAUUGUCUUCUCUUUCAUGACGAGCUUUAUAAUGCCGUAGCAUUGAUGAUGUGUUUCGGGUUGCAUAAGACAACUCCGUUGAACACAGACGACAUUUAACCUGUGGAUCAUAAAAAUAUACACUACAGAUUUUGUCAGCCAUUUAAAUUGGAACGAAGUACAAAGAAAUUACCUUAUCAGGUGAUAUAAGGUCAAAAUGAUCCCACACGGCAGAGUACUUUCUCUUUCUCGGAGGUUCCAUAGCAAUGAACAGCGUCGAAGCAACAAGUGAGUCGAUGGGUGCUGGACUUCCUCAAGUAGAACUGGCGCCUCGAGGACACGUGAUACAACAUGAUACAAUACGACACAGUUACUGUGUCGGUCACGUGACUUCUCUUAAAGCGAUACGCUCAGUGAUACAGCUCGGCUGAGGUAUUGCUUUCAGUGCAUGAUACGUGAAUCGGUGCCUCGGCUCGUUCAGACCAACACUACUUUCUUGUGGCAAACGGAAAUCAGUACACCUCCAAGGAUGAACUCUGGUGCACGGUGAAAACUGCCGCAGAUGGAGGAAGCAAAGAGACCAUCAAAGAACUGACCAGUUCGGUUGACAGGCGUCUGAUAGCUGUGAUCCAGAAGAAAGGUGGAUAUGUCAGCAAGUGAUCUCCUGAACAUUGUGUACCAGUAAAUGGGACUUGUUGCUGAAUAUUUAUGGUUAUUUGUUGGUUAAUAAAUAUAUUUUGGUUCGUU
Messenger RNA from Acanthochromis polyacanthus (spiny chromis), 5317 nucleotides. RefSeq names its product zinc finger protein ZFP2-like. NCBI's taxonomy places the organism in Eukaryota, Metazoa, Chordata, Actinopteri, Pomacentridae. The record is from RefSeq and is a predicted model, not a curated record.